Centropristis striata (black sea bass) is the source of this 693-nucleotide messenger RNA. RefSeq names its product transmembrane protein 238-like. The coding region runs from base 60 to 389 and encodes 109 amino acids. The transcript has 2 exons. The record is from RefSeq and is a predicted model, not a curated record. Lineage: Eukaryota; Metazoa; Chordata; Actinopteri; Perciformes; Serranidae.
CUAAUGUAAUCACGUUUGAAUUUCGUAUUCUCAGCAAACUGGAACUGUAACGUUCAGCCAUGGCACCCAAAUAUGACGGCUUGUCCCACUGUAAGCUGGCCCUGGUGUUUGCUAUCCUCAUGGACCUGCUGGGUGUGAUAUCCCUGCUGCUGGGGGUCUUUGCUCCACUAGAGAUCCAAGGUCGAGACUUUGGAGAUUUGCUGGUGUACACAGGAGCCCUGCUGGUGCUGUUUUCCCUGGCUGGCUGGGUCAUGUGGUACAGUGGGAACAUUGAGGGUCUGACCUCCAGAAAGGAGUUGGGGGGAGCUGUUGGUGGAGCUGUGGACCGCCUUGCCCGCUCCCUGAGCCGCAGGAUACGACUCCCCAGGACUCAAAGCAGCCCAACAUAGAAGGUGGAGCCUGAAAUGACUGACUAAUUAACUGACUUAAGACUGUUACAGGCUGUCCUUAACAUACAGCAUGCCAAACUGCCUUGGGCAGGUAACUACUUGUUCUCAUUCUCUUCACAAGCACUUUUGUGGAAUUAACUGACACCUUGCUGACCUGGGGAAAAUGUUUGUGUUUUCAUAAGAAAUAACAGAAGAAUUUGUAUCCUUUUCUUGAGAAGUUGUAUGUGGACUGCACAAAUGCCAGUAAUGUAAUAUGAACUACUAUAAUUUACAAUAUGAACAUUAAAAAGAUAAAUCUACUGUA